Messenger RNA from Fibroporia radiculosa, 396 nucleotides. RefSeq lists its product as uncharacterized. Gene Ontology annotation, cellular component: cytoplasm; prefoldin complex. Gene Ontology annotation, biological process: protein folding. Bases 1 to 396 code for a protein of 131 amino acids. NCBI's taxonomy places the organism in Eukaryota, Fungi, Basidiomycota, Agaricomycetes, Polyporales, Fibroporiaceae. The record is from RefSeq and is a predicted model, not a curated record. The transcript has 4 exons. Gene Ontology annotation, molecular function: protein folding chaperone.
AUGGCAAGCCUUUCGGAUGAAACACUGCGCAAAAUCUUAGUCCAGAUUCAACAAACCGCUGUACAAUCGCAGAAAGCUCUGAAUGUCUCCCGACAGCAGAUCGCGGCGAAGGAACGAGAGCGUCGCAUCUUGCAGCUCACCAUUGACGAGAUCACAUCUUUGAAGGGUGACGUGAAUCUCUACAAAGGUGUCGGGAAAAUGUUCAUGAUGGUUCCGCGUCCAACAAUGGAGAAAGAAUUGAAAGUAGAAGAAAAAGAGUUGACGGACGACAUUACCAAUUUAAUGAAGAAGUCCAAAUACCUUGAGAAGCAGUUCGAUGAAGCGCAAGGUCAACUGCGCGAUAUUGUACGCCCGUCAUCUACUCAUUACAUGCAGCGUGUUAACACAUUGUCUUAA